Silurus meridionalis is the source of this 1630-nucleotide messenger RNA. It is a transcript of the gene rundc3ab, whose product is annotated as RUN domain containing 3Ab. Gene Ontology annotation, cellular component: cytosol. The record is from RefSeq and is a predicted model, not a curated record. Bases 160 to 1437 code for a protein of 425 amino acids. NCBI's taxonomy places the organism in Eukaryota, Metazoa, Chordata, Actinopteri, Siluriformes, Siluridae. The transcript is spliced from 11 exons.
UCCGUUUCCGCGGUGCCGGCCGUGGUGCUGAACGGACAGCGGCGCCGGGUGCCGCCGUCCUCCCUCUGUCUCUCUCUGUCUCGCUCUGUCUCUCUGUCUGUUUGUCUGUCUCGCUGUCUGUCUGUGUUUCUCUGGACAGGGAACGCAGACACGCUCGCGAUGGCGAUGGGCGCGCACGCCAAGAAGGGCGGCUCGAGGAGCGUGGCGGUGGAAAGGAAGAACCUCAUCACAGUGUGCAGGUUUUCCGUGAAGACCUUGCUGGAGAAGUAUACGGCAGAACCGAUUGACGACUCCUCAGAGGAAUUCAUCAACUUUGCCUCCAUUCUUGAGCACAUCCUGAGCCACGGUUUUAAAGGAGCAGGGAGCUGGUUCGAUGGCCAGCGCAGUUUCUGGGACUUCAUCCGUCUGGCCUGUAGUAAAUUGCAGAACAGCUGCAUCAGCAGCAUCGAGAACAUGGAGAACAUCAGCUCGUCUCGAGCAAAGGGCAGAGCUUGGAUAAGAGUGGCACUGAUGGAAAAACGUCUGUCAGAGUACAUCGCCACAGCCCUGAGAGACAGUCGCACUACCAGGAGGUUCUACGAUGAAGGGGCCAUCAUGUUGAGAGAGGAAGCCAGCGUUCUUACAGGAAUGUUAAUUGGACUCGGAGCAAUCGACUUCAGUUUCUGUUUAAAAGGAGAGGCUCUGGAUGGAAAAACGGAGGCGGUGAUCGACUAUACGCCGUAUCUCAAGUUUACUCAGAGCUACGACUAUCUGAGCGACGACGACGACUGCUGCAGCGUGGACAGCAGCAACAGCGACGACAGCAUUCCUGAGCAUCCCUACAUCCCGCUGGUCACUGACGAAGAAAGCUGGAGGAACAAAUGCCGCAGGAUGGAUCAGAGGUUCAAAAUUGUAAACGCCCAGAAGGGUUAUCUGGAGGAGCUCGUGCGAUUGCGGGAGUCGCAGCUGAAGAAUCUGGAAAUGGAAAACAAGAAACUGAACAAGAAACUGGAGGAGAUUCAGCUUCAGAGCCAACAGGAGAAGAGAGAAUUGGAGUCUGUCGUGCUGGAGUUACAGGAGCAGCUAACAAGUCUGAUUCCUGGUGAAGCAAAUCCUUUGUCUAAGGAUAUAUCCAUUCCUCUUGUAAACCAGUGGCCAUCAUUGCACACCUACAACAACCAGGAAGAAAGCCAGCUCUACUGCAGCCACAGUGGAAGCUUCCGGAGUCCUGAGCUUCUCUCGGCACACAUCAGCUUGGACUCGGAUUCUCAAAAAACCGAAGGGAAGCCAAAUGGCCAGCCUUGGUGCAGAGCAGAUAAAAACUUUACGCCCUCCAUCUUAGGCCUGUGUGGUUCCCUGAGCUCUUUACCCAGCUGUAAGUCUCUGCCCAGCCUGAGGUCCACAGAGUGCCUGGUGAACAUUAGUGCAGAGCCAAGUCCUGCUCUCACACCCAGCUAGAACCACACACACACACACACACACACACACACACACACACACACACACACUGUCACACAAACACACACAUUUAUUUAAUCAGCAAAGGCAUCCAAAGACACAGCAGCUGAUUAUUAGCCGAUGUACAGUACAGACCAAAAGUUUGGACACACCUUCUCAUUCAAAGAGUUUUCUUUAUUUUCAUGACUAUGAA